CACCCUUCAGUCCAGCCCAUGUCCUCAAACACACACCAACAUCAGCACAGACAGACGGACUGUAAAACAUCACACCUGGAAUGGCUAUAAAAGAGGAGCUGAGGAGCCGUCAGUUCUGGCAGGGGAUUCUGGCAGAAACUCUUGGUUCUCUGAUCUUUGUAUCUGCUGUGUUGGGCUCUUUAGUGCCGGGGCCGGACGGGGCCUCCCCGGGGCCCAUUUACCCCGCACUGGCUGCUGGUAUGGCGACUGUGGUUCUGGGAUAUUGCUUUGGUGAAAUCAGUGGGGCUCAGGUGAAUCCUGCGGUGACUGUGGCCCUGUUGGCCAUGCGUAAGGUGGAUGUGUUGAGGGCUGUGGUGUAUCUGCUCGCCCAGUGUUUGGGUGGGAUCCUCGCGGCUGGCCUCAUGUACCUCUCUCUGCCCCUGAAGACCACGGCACAGAACUUCAUCAACAAGGUCCCAGUGGAUAUGAACGCAGGUCAAGCUCUCGGGAUGGAGAUACUUGCCACGUUUCUCCUGGGUUUCACCGUAUUUUCAGUGGAAGAUCAACGCAGGAGAGAAGUAAAUGAACCAGGGAAUCUGGCCAUUGGAUUUGCUGUGACCACUGCCAUCUUCAUGGCUGGGAGGUUUUCUGGAGCCAGCCUGAACCCUGCUCGCUCUCUUGGUCCCGCUAUAAUACUUGGAUAUUGGGAACAUCACUGGGUCUACUGGAUCGGUCCAAUCCUAGGUGCAGUGCUGGCUGGAGUGUGUCACGAGUUCAUUUUUGCCCCCAGUGCGUCCAGACAGAAGCUGGUGGCUUGUUUGACCUGUAAGGACAUUGAGAUUGUGGAGAUGGCCAGCGUGUCUCGAUCGUCCCUGUCCACUGUCACACAGAGCGCCAUGAGAAACAAACAAAGCAACAAACUGGAGCACAGCUAAGAUCACAUUCAGCAGCCUUUUACAGUAUACUUACAGUCACAAACAACCAAUCAAUGGCUCUUAUUCAUGAAACAGCUAAUCUUGUGUAGGUUCUUCAUAACCAUUCUUACAUGGAUUGCACAAGUACAGAUAUUAGAAUGUUGUUUUGUUUUUUUUUUGAAGAUGAACAGACUGUUGAAUAAUUAGACAGAAUAUUAAAAAUAGAAAAUACUGUUUUAUUUUUUUUUAAGUAAAGUUUUGAAACCUUGGAAAUUUGCAUAUCAAAUAUGAUACAGUGUGCUUUAGAGGAUCAACCAGCACAUUGUCAUCUAAUAUUCCAUGAAAGUCUAUAAUAAUGUUUUCAUAUUAGAAUGUUCUGUUGCGGAUCAGAAGUGCUGCUUAGUGCUGUAUUAAGCUGUUUAUGUAAUGAAUACUGUUUGUAAAAAACCCACAUCUUGCACAAGGGUAGUUCUAAAAGUGCCAAACAUACAUGCUUAUGUGUCUUCAGCUUGCUAUCAUGGUUCAAUAAUACUACAUACUUUUCCCUAAAUCCUAUAUGUUAACCAAAUAACUGCAGAAUUUCAGUGUGAAUUUCAUUUUAUGGCAAAAGUUGAAAGUGUUUAACAGAAUUUGAAGUGUUAUGUAUGUUAUUGUGUUUAUUGAUAGUGUUAUUACAUCUUUUGUUGAAUUAUUUCAUUGGAGCAACUUUCAGAUUUAUGAAUAUUGGGAUUAUUAAACUCUUCCUAAACUCGUCAUAUCAAACUGUAAUAUUUUGUAAAUGAUUUCAGACAGGAGUAUAAGCACACCCGCACAUAUACAAUAACUUCUGGUUUUUAUUUCCUUACAUGACACAAAAAUGUUUUCUAAUGUUUAGAAUGCUGUUCUACAAAUGAUUCUGAUCCACAUUUCUACUUGUAUAACUGUAGCAGAAUG
Messenger RNA from Carassius gibelio (silver crucian carp), 1826 nucleotides. Its product is annotated as aquaporin-4. Gene Ontology annotation, biological process: transmembrane transport. The record is from RefSeq and is a predicted model, not a curated record. Lineage: Eukaryota; Metazoa; Chordata; Actinopteri; Cypriniformes; Cyprinidae. Gene Ontology annotation, molecular function: water channel activity. Gene Ontology annotation, cellular component: plasma membrane. The transcript is spliced from 6 exons. Bases 81 to 914 code for a protein of 277 amino acids.